GGCGCGGCGGCGCGGGCUGCGGCUUCCGAGUGCGGGGCGCCGGCCCCUUGCACCGCGGGCCCCGGGGACCAUCGCAACGGCGAGCCGGCCGGGGAGGGUGGCGGCCACGUCUUCCUCCCCAGGCCCGACCGCGGCCCGACGCCAUGGCGCGCGUCCCCCAGACGGGCCACUUUCGAUUCCGGGCACCGCAUCAGCCAGCUCAACCCUUUAAAUUUACCAUUUCCGAGUCCUGUGAUCGGAUUAAGGAAGAGUUUCAGUUUUUACAGGCUCAAUACCACAGCCUGAAGCUGGAAUGCGAGAAGCUCGCCAGUGAGAAGACAGAGAUGCAGCGGCAUUAUGUCAUGUAUUAUGAGAUGUCCUAUGGGUUGAAUAUUGAAAUGCAUAAGCAGGACAGAGAAAAAUGGAGAGAGGAGGGGAAGACAGAGAAGGGGAGAGAAAGACACCUGCAGACCUGCCUCACCGUCUGUGAAGUGACUCCCCUGCAGGCAGAGAUUGUCAAGAGGCUGAAUGCUAUAUGUGCCCAAGUCAUUCCUUUCCUGUCCCAAGAGCACCAGCAACAAGUGGUGCAGGCUGUGGAACGGGCCAAGCAGGUGACCAUGGCAGAACUGAACGCCAUCAUUGGGCAGCAACAACUCCAGGCCCAGCAUUUAUCACAUGGACAUGGUCUUCCGGUACCUCUGACCCCACACCCUUCGGGACUGCAGCCCCCAGCCAUUCCACCCAUUGGAAGCAGUGCGGGACUUCUGGCCCUUUCUAGUGCCCUAGGAGGACAGUCUCACCUUCCAAUUAAAGAUGAAAAGAAGCACCAUGACAACGAUCACCAAAGAGACAGAGACUCCAUCAAGAGCUCUUCGGUAUCCCCAUCAGCCAGUUUCCGAGGUGCUGAGAAGCACAGAAACUCCACAGACUACUCCUCUGAUAGCAAAAAGCAGAAAACUGAAGAAAAGGAAAUAGCAGCUCGUUAUGACAGUGAUGGUGAGAAAAGUGAUGACAACUUGGUGGUUGACGUUUCCAAUGAGGAUCCAUCUUCGCCUCGAGGGAGCCCAGCACAUUCCCCCAGAGAGAAUGGCCUGGACAAGACACGCCUGCUUAAGAAAGAUGCCCCUAUCAGUCCAGCCUCAAUUGCAUCCUCCAGCAGUACUCCUUCCUCCAAAUCCAAAGAACUUAGCCUUAAUGAAAAAUCUACUACUCCUGUUUCAAAAUCCAAUACCCCUACUCCACGAACGGACGCACCCACCCCAGGCAGUAAUUCCACUCCCGGAUUGAGGCCUGUACCUGGAAAACCACCAGGAGUCGACCCCUUGGCCUCAAGCCUUAGGACCCCAAUGGCAGUACCGUGUCCAUAUCCAACUCCAUUUGGGAUUGUGCCCCAUGCUGGCAUGAAUGGGGAGCUGACCAGCCCUGGAGCUGCCUAUGCAGGUCUGCACAAUAUCUCCCCUCAGAUGAGUGCUGCUGCCGCUGCAGCUGCCGCCGCUGCUGCCUAUGGGAGAUCACCAGUGGUUGGAUUUGAUCCACAUCAUCACAUGCGCGUGCCAGCAAUACCUCCAAACCUAACAGGCAUUCCAGGAGGAAAACCAGCAUAUUCCUUCCACGUCACUGCAGACGGUCAGAUGCAGCCUGUCCCCUUUCCCCCCGACGCCCUCAUUGGACCUGGGAUCCCUCGACACGCUCGUCAGAUCAACACCCUGAACCACGGGGAGGUGGUUUGUGCAGUGACCAUCAGCAACCCCACGAGACAUGUGUACACGGGUGGGAAGGGCUGCGUCAAGGUCUGGGACAUCAGUCACCCGGGCAACAAGAGCCCUGUCUCUCAGCUUGACUGUCUGAACAGGGAUAACUACAUCCGUUCUUGCCGAUUGCUCCCCGAUGGCCGUACCCUCAUAGUGGGAGGGGAAGCCAGCACUCUGUCCAUUUGGGAUCUGGCUGCCCCAACCCCUCGCAUCAAGGCAGAGCUGACAUCUUCAGCCCCAGCCUGCUACGCUCUGGCCAUCAGCCCUGACUCCAAGGUCUGCUUCUCGUGCUGCAGCGAUGGCAACAUUGCCGUCUGGGACCUGCACAACCAGACACUGGUGAGGCAAUUCCAGGGCCACACAGACGGGGCCAGCUGUAUUGAUAUUUCCAAUGAUGGCACCAAGCUCUGGACGGGCGGCCUGGACAACACAGUCAGGUCCUGGGACCUUCGAGAAGGGCGGCAGCUGCAGCAGCACGACUUCACCUCACAGAUCUUUUCGCUGGGUUACUGCCCCACUGGAGAAUGGCUUGCAGUGGGGAUGGAGAAUAGUAACGUGGAAGUGCUCCAUGUCACCAAGCCAGACAAAUACCAGCUACAUCUUCAUGAGAGCUGUGUGCUGUCACUCAAGUUUGCCCAUUGUGGCAAAUGGUUCGUAAGCACUGGAAAAGACAACCUUCUGAAUGCUUGGAGAACACCUUACGGGGCCAGUAUAUUCCAGUCCAAAGAAUCCUCAUCGGUGCUUAGCUGUGACAUCUCUGUGGAUGACAAGUAUAUCGUCACUGGCUCUGGGGAUAAGAAAGCCACGGUUUAUGAAGUCAUUUACUAAGGACAAAUCUUCAUGCGAACUGGACUCCUCCUUGUAGCACUUUGUUCUGUCAUCCUUCCCCUUCACAUCUAAAACCAAGGAUUUCAAAUACUCAUUGCAGUUGUGGAUUUGAGUCCCCUUUCUCUCCCCUGCUUCCUCCAUGCUAUUGAAUUGUGAAUACUCAUUAAGAACCUGUGAUACCAAAUCUUGAGCUAGCGACUUGGAAGAACAUGGAAUAACCAUACUUAACAGUGAAUGGAAACUUUAAUUAUGUAUUAUAUCUGUAAUAUAUUUAUUUUGUUUAAAGAAGGCUUUCUAACAAUGGCUGACUAAAUAAAGCUGUCUGCUCCUGCAAUGAUAGUGAAGGUGCGUUGUAUUUGAUCCCCCCCCCCCCUUUUCUUUUUGGCAAAAGAGGGGAAAGGAAGGUUUAAAAUAAUUGAUUUAAAUUGUCACUAAAUGUAGACUAAUGACUGUAUAAAGAUGUGAAAUGUAUAAUUACAUAUGGAAGCAAUAUGUUGGCUGUGUUAGAAUUUUGUUUUCUACUUAUUUUAAAGAUGUUUGAAAAAUUGAGCAAUUAGAACAUGACAGGCCAAGUCAUAUUCAUUUGAGUCUUUUUGGACAACUUUAACCAAUAUAUCUAGAGCUUUAGAUUAUAUUCGAUAAAAGUAAUUGAACUUUUUCUUUUUUGACUCGUUGACAAGUGUCUUUGUAAUAUGUUUUUAAUUCCUUUUUUAUUGUAUUAUAGACAGAAGAACAAAUUAAAUUUGGCCUCACUCAGAGAGAACUUAAUUCCUUCUGGAUAUUUUUGUCAUGUUUCUUUGCAAAGGGAAAUGCCUGUCUUUGGGCAGUUUUGUCAUUACGAGAAAUUACAGGCUAUUUUUUAGCAUGUUCUGGGGGAGCUGCACAGAUUCAGAGAAUUUCUCCCACUGUGCAAGUCAAGUCUUUUACAAAACAAACAAACAAAAAAAGAGGAGGAUUUGCAAGGACCUCCCUCUGAAAACCAGAAAGGAUGGACUCUCACCUGGGAUGAGGACUUGCUUUCUUUACCUCCAGUUCUUUCCAUGUCUUAGUUGGAUGUCCCUGAAAUGGACACAGGCUAUGCCAUUGUGCCAGAAACAUUGUGUUAUCUUUUAUGUUGUUGUUGUUGCUGUUAAACUAUGAUAUGUGACUCCUUUUUUUUAUUAUUAUUUUUUGUUUGAAUGCUUUAAAAGAAAUCUUUUUAAGUCUGUGGAUCUGCUGAUGUACAGUGCCUUUGCUGCUAUGGAUCAAAAUCAAGAGAACUGUGUAGAUAAACUUUAUUGUAUAAGUAGAAAAUUAAUUUCAUACUAGAAAUGGAUGGAUGCUGCAAGUUGAAAUGGACUGUCCAUUGACGUUCCUAACGUGGUAGCAGAAAAAAAAAGGUGUCUUAAGUGCUUAGUGUUUGAUGUCAUUAAUAGUUUCGUAAAACUCUACAGUGUAGAAAGAUUUUGAUACUAAACUGUGCAUUGUACAUAGUUCUAAUGCAUUGUAUUGACCACCAGUACUUCUAUAAUGGUAGAUUGUUUGUGCAUUCAGACUUUUAAGCAUUAAACAUAAAUAACUUCUAA
Molecule: messenger RNA, 4123 nt
Organism: Erinaceus europaeus (western European hedgehog)
Lineage: Eukaryota; Metazoa; Chordata; Mammalia; Eulipotyphla; Erinaceidae
Product: TLE family member 4, transcriptional corepressor
Exons: 21
Coding region: 144-2558 (804 amino acids)
Biological process (GO): regulation of DNA-templated transcription; negative regulation of canonical Wnt signaling pathway
Cellular component (GO): transcription regulator complex; nucleus
Molecular function (GO): protein binding; transcription corepressor activity
Source: RefSeq, a predicted model, not a curated record